CACAUUUCUUCACAUUGGAUGUCUCGUCAAUGCUCUCCUCUUCGGGAUAAACUCUGCGAGAGCUUUUCGAUGCUUUUUUUAUGCAGAUACAGACUCAAAAAGCAGAGUAAAAAUUGCAUUCGUCUAUUCAGGAUGGGUUAUGAGCACCCUUCACAUGGUAUCAUCCUUCGCAAUGAUGGUUCAAUAUACGUCAUUCGAGAUAAUGCGGCCCGACGAGUUGUCAUCUUGUCAUUGGAGCCUUGCACUACAAAUUAUGCUCACAACAUUCGGAAACGGAAUUUCAAGAAGUUAUUCCGUUUUCAGGCUUUAUAACUUUAGCAACAAAAUAGGAUCGAACGUGAAGUACGAAAGAACGCGAUACGGAAUGAUUAUUGUCGCAGUCUUCCUUUGUUUAUUAAGCCUAGGUAGCGGUUUAGCGCUUAGCAUAAUCUUAUUUAUCCAUAGCCAGUUUGCAUACUUGGUAGAGCGACCGUACAUUGUCUAUUUACUGCUAUUCUCGACUUGCAUCUCCGAUGUCUUCGUAUGUUCGUGCCUUUUGAGAUUUUUCUGGAAAAUGCACCAAGAAAAUAUCAUAGGUCAACGGGCAUUAGUUUCCGGUGUCCGUACUAAUACCUCACUCAAGAAAUUGGCUGCGUACCACGCAGGAGAUUGUCUUAUCGCCUCCUGUGUCAACUUAGCAUGCAUGGUGACGUUCUCAAUACUAUCAGACAAACCCAUCUACUUGUCCAUUUAUUGCAUAACAUCGCAACUAUAUUUCUGCUCUACACUCGUGACCGAGAAGAUUUGCCGUAAUGUAAAUACGGUAUCGGGCCGACCUAGGACCAUAUCACUGACCGACUCAGUACCACACACAAGCACAGCACGCUCUGGACUAAAAAUUCCUCGCCACAAACGAAAUAGUUCGAAAAACGUGGGGCUAAUGAAGGUAAUGGUGAAAACUGAUGUUGAAUGCACGUCCGACUCCGUCGAGCCAAAACAAUCCCUGUCAACCGACAGUUCGCUUUCGAGUACUUCUACAGAAGUGGCAACUGGUUGUGAUAAAGAUCUAGAGUUGAUGAGCGAAAGAAGGACAGCGUAACUCAACAAUAAUAUUAGGUAUUAGUCUUAGUGAACCAUUUCUGUAUUUCUCCCUUUGCAUUUCAAUUGCUAG
Fomitiporia mediterranea MF3/22 is the source of this 1150-nucleotide messenger RNA. RefSeq lists its product as uncharacterized. Lineage: Eukaryota; Fungi; Basidiomycota; Agaricomycetes; Hymenochaetales; Hymenochaetaceae. The transcript is spliced from 18 exons. The record is from RefSeq and is a predicted model, not a curated record. Bases 140 to 1078 code for a protein of 312 amino acids.